Molecule: messenger RNA, 2011 nt
Organism: Poeciliopsis prolifica (blackstripe livebearer)
Lineage: Eukaryota; Metazoa; Chordata; Actinopteri; Cyprinodontiformes; Poeciliidae
Gene: ube2s
Product: ubiquitin-conjugating enzyme E2S
Exons: 4
Coding region: 172-882 (236 amino acids)
Source: RefSeq, a predicted model, not a curated record
CCGUAGAACGUAUUUCUGUUCCUGUAUCAACGUAUAGAAGAAGAAAAGAAAAACAAUAACGUCCGAGGCAGGCUUAAGUUUUCAUCAGAGACAUUUAUUAUAUAUUUAAAAAAUAAUAAAAACAUUUCCUUAUAUCUGACACAAGCCAUACAUUCGUCGUCCUUCUCGAAGAUGAACUCUAAUGUAGAGAAUUUGCCCCCCCACGUUCUGCGGCUGGUCUACAAAGAAGUUUCUGCUUUGGCUGCAGACCCCCCAGAGGGCAUCAAGAUCUAUCCCAGUGAAGAAGACAUAACUGAACUUCACACAUCUAUUGAAGGACCAGAGGGAACACCAUUUGCCGGCGGCAUUUUCCGAAUGCGACUGGUCCUCGGGAAGGACUUCCCUGCUGUUCCGCCCAAGGGGUAUUUCCUGACCAAGAUUUUUCACCCAAACGUGGGUCACAAGGGGGAGAUCUGUGUCAAUGUGCUGAAGAGGGACUGGAAGGCAGAGCUCGGUCUCCGACACAUCUUACUUACCAUCAAGUGUCUUCUCAUCCAUCCAAACCCCGAGUCGGCGCUAAACGAGGAGGCUGGCCGCCUGCUUUUAGAGGAUUAUGCCGAGUACGAGUCCCGCGCCCGUCUCCUCACAGAAAUCCACGCUAUGGGCGGGCCGGGCGGGACCUCCGGGGCUCCUCAGGACCCUAACGAUGGCCCACAGCCAAAGAAGCACGCAGGUGACCCCAUGAAGAGAGCGGGGCCCAGCGUGGCAGCAGUACCAGCAGCUCUGGGUAAUGGAGCCAAUGGAGCCAGCACCACCAGCAGCAAUAGCAACGGUAGUAGUAACACCAAUAAUGUAGCAGGGAAAAAGAAAGCAGAUAAAAAGCGAGCUCUGAGGCGACUUUAAUACCUCGGCAAAAAUUUCUGUACGUAUGAAUGCGAGCGUGAGUGUAAAUAUAAAUAUUGAAAUGUGUUGACAGAAUUUUUAGUUGUUUUCUUUUUUUCUGACUCUUCCUGGACUAUCCCUAUUGUACCUCUGUUUUGCCUCCAGUUUGUUUUAUCCUAUUGGCUCUACAGGUUUGUUAAUUACUUCCAUACCUGAAGACACUGAAAAGCUUCUGAAUACAGAUUUUCAGCAGAAUAAUUCCGGUUAUCUGUAUUCUUCCUUUGAGCCAGUCUGAUGGAACUACACUGCAGAAAUAUGACAUGUAAUGUCUACUAUUGACGCAUAAUUCCUAUGGUUUUGGACUUUAUCAGGUAUUUUUAAAGUGUUUCUUGCGGCUGUGGUGGUACUGUGUACUGCACAGCCUGCCUUGUUAUUGAGUCUGAACUAGGACAAAGUUUUCAAAUUGAGCUCAAGGGAUUUUUAUGGAAAAUUUGCUGAAAAAAAAUAAAUAAAUAAAAGUGCACAUGCCCACUAUCGGGACAGAAACAAUGCUAGUGCGCCGAGCUGAAUUUUUAUAACCUGUAUUUUUCAUAUCAUGGUCUAUAUGUGAUAAAGGUAUGGAAGAAUUAACACUGGAUUAUAGGAAAUCUGUCGUUUUCUUCUUUUGUUUUUAAGAAAGAAAAAGAAUAUUUUCACUGUCCAGUAUUUUCAAAUAUUUGACAUGUCCGCACUCGGCUGUGUUGUGGUUGUGCGUGAAGAUGUAGAGCAGUCACCGUGAGGGAGCAGGGUAAGCUGGUAACUUUUAUAAAAACGUGCAAAACAAAUGACAAAAAAAAAUCUGAUCGAUUUACAUCCGGUGAAGUAUAGCUACAUCUGCUACCUACUCUUUCCCACUACUGAAACUUCUGUGGUUUCCUUCCGGAAACUGCAGAAGGCAUCCAUGUUGGCUCGAGUUUCCUCCUCAAUCACAGCACUGGCAGCGUUUCUUAGGCAGAUUUUGUUCUGUUCUAAAUGCAUGUGAGGUCCACAGCUCCGGAGGAAAUGCUCUGAAAAGACGCCUGUGAAACUCCGGUUAUGGGAUCAGCUGAUGGCUGGAUAUUUUGUGUCCAUUUUAAAUUAUUUGAAAUAAUAAAACAUUGAAAUAUGACAA